This is a messenger RNA of Leptinotarsa decemlineata (Colorado potato beetle), 603 nucleotides long. Its product is annotated as trypsin-3. Lineage: Eukaryota; Metazoa; Arthropoda; Insecta; Coleoptera; Chrysomelidae. Gene Ontology annotation, molecular function: serine-type endopeptidase activity. The record is from RefSeq and is a predicted model, not a curated record. Gene Ontology annotation, biological process: proteolysis.
UCAGUUGGUUGAAAUUCCUCCAACAAAAAAAAACUUUUGAAUUUAGAAAGACCAUGAAUGGAACCUUUUGCAUCGUCUUUUCUAUAUCGUAGGUAUCAUGACAAACCGAGGUCACCAAGUGUGCAAUUGUUGAGGUUUUCUUGUGUUUUAGUACGUGGAGAUGUAGACGUUACAACGGUCCAAGAAUACCGCUCCGAGGUAGAGACGAACAAUAUUUCUUAUCAGGUUUCUCUUCAUACUUCUUAUGAUGAUGAAUUUAUUUGCGGAGGAACCAUUGUAGACGCCACUCACAUACUCACCGUGGCUCAUCGACUUUUCUACAACUGGGGUGGAGUGUUACCCCCAAUAAUAGUCUCAGUAAAGGGUGGCAGAAAUAAUCUAAUUGGAAAUGCUUCUUUUACCUUUGGAGCGAAAAAUGUUACAUUUCAUCCAUCAUUUAACAAAGGAACGCUAGAUUAUGAUUUAGCAGUGAUUGAGAUUGAUGGACAGUUUCCUUUCAACGUUUGGAACAGAACUACUAUUACAGGAAAAUUUAUAGAUGAUAUAACUUCUUAUGAAGAUUGCUAUCUAACAGGAUGGAAUGAGGUGAGUCAUUUUUUUUAA